CUCUCUCUCUCUCUCUCUCUCUCUCUCUCUCGGCCUGAGCUUCGGCGCGAAGGUCAAAUUGCACGAGAGGGUUGAUUUGCAUCUUCCAAUGGGCGCGUUGCAUGCAAAUGAGGAGGGAGCUGGUUGGCUAGGUGUUGGUAGGAUAACUCCGGCGAGCCGGGCUCUUUGUCCUUCACUGGCUGUGGGGCAGCUGCAGUCGGGUGGUGCGGCCAGAGAGGCUAGUAGCCUAGGGAACUAGCGAUCCGCCGCCGGCGGGGAGGGGGCGGCGGCGACGGCCCGGGGGGCGGUCUGGCGGGAGCGAGAGAGCAAGAGAGCUAGCGAGCUAGCAAGCUAGCAAGUGCUGCUGCUGCUGCAGCUGGAGCUGGUGCACGGCUCCGGGGAGGAGAGCAGCACAGAGCCCGGGCGCCAGGGACCCGGGCAGCAGCAGGGGCAGGAGCAGCCGAGGCAGGGGCAGCAGCAGGAGCUGCUGCGGCGCACGCCGCGCUCCGGGAGGGAGGGGGAGGGGGAGGGGGACGGGACCUGCCAGUGCAAUAUGACUUUGGAGGAAUUCGCGGCCGGAGAACAGAAAACUGAAGGGAUGGACAAGGUCGGGGAUGCCCUGGAGGAGGUUCUCAGCAAAGCCUUGAGUCAGCGAAGUAUCACGGUUGGGGUCUACGAGGCGGCGAAACUGCUCAAUGUGGACCCCGAUAACGUGGUGCUGUGCCUGCUGGCCGCGGACGAGGAUGACGAUCGGGACGUGGCCCUGCAGAUCCAUUUCACCCUCAUCCAGGCUUUCUGCUGCGAAAAUGACAUCAACAUCCUGCGGGUCAGCAACCCCGGGCGCCUGGCUGAGCUGCUGCUGUUGGGGACAGGUGGCUCGGCGGCCGCCACCGCAGCGGCCGCCUCCGGCGGGGGAGCCGAGCAGCCCCCGGACCUGCACUGCGUCCUGGUGACGAACCCACAUUCCUCUCAAUGGAAGGAUCCGGCCUUAAGUCAACUUAUUUGUUUUUGCCGGGAAAGCCGAUACAUGGAUCAGUGGGUGCCGGUGAUUAACCUCCCUGAACGGUGAUGGCUUCCCACUGAAAGUAACUGAGCCCAGUUGCACUGAAGUUUUGAAAUACCUUUGUAGUUACUCAAGCUAACUCCCUACACUGAUGCAAGGAUUACAGAAAUUGAUGUCCAGUAGGCCGACUGAGUCCAACUACAGGUUCUUGGGGACCGGAGAUUGAUGACUUUGCGGAAGGAAAGAGAAGAGAAUGAAGAGACAGAAGCUGUUUGAAAACAAGCGAAAGUCAAAAGGAACAAAAAAAAAUUUUUUUUGGCAAAGAACCACGCAGGAAGGGGGAAAAAUGUAUUCAUUUAGGAUGGUUGAGUUACAUUGAGAUAAACCAAAUGUGCAUUGUUGAAGUUAAAUGUACAGCAGUAGUUUGGGUAUUUUUUGGUUUAUAUGCCCUUAAAAUGAAAGAGCAAAGGGGUUAAUUAUAUUUUAAAAACCAUAUUUUAUUGUAUUUUGAUGGGAUGUUUAAAUUCUUGGAGUUUUAUUAUGAAUUGUACUAAGUUAUUUUAUGACAUGAAAGGUUAUUUAUGCUAUAAAUUUUUGGAAUACAAUACCGGCAAUAAACUGAUAAUAGAGUAAUUGCA
Molecule: messenger RNA, 1620 nt
Organism: Phascolarctos cinereus (koala)
Lineage: Eukaryota; Metazoa; Chordata; Mammalia; Diprotodontia; Phascolarctidae
Gene: GADD45A
Product: growth arrest and DNA damage inducible alpha
Biological process (GO): regulation of cell cycle
Cellular component (GO): cytoplasm; nucleus
Source: RefSeq, a predicted model, not a curated record